CUAUUCUCAGUGCCAGUAUUUCACAGGCAGGCAGGGAGAGAGGCAAUCAACUUGACCUUCACCAGAGCAGUUGUCGACCCUAUCAGAUUGAUCAAGGAAGGGACUAAUACAUACUCCCUCACACCGGACACACACAUACUAACACACUAGUGGGGAGACCAGGGCAGAGACCAGACACACACACGCUCACUCACCUGGACUAUAUUCUUUACGCUCCAGCUCUACUGGUUCACCUCUUUCCUGACUCGACUGAAGGAACAACAGGCCCAGCAAUACUGAGAUUGUGCCAUAAGUUGAUUGCUCCACACAAAUUUCUCCAUCCUUACCCUAGCACACCCUCCGGCCCUGUCUCCAGCUGCAGUGAUGGGAGCAUAUAGGAGAGUUUGGAGGAUGGGGGGCUGCGUCGGGGCGGUGUUGGCCUGCAUUGGGGCACUGUUCCUGGGUUCCAGCUUGGCCCAGCCUCCCGCUGACUCCUGUCCUACGGGAGUCACUCCCUUGAACCUGAGCCAGCCCCAGUACCAGUCAGUCCCAGGAGCAGACACAGGCUUCAUGUCCGGGGUGGUCCAGUCCUUCCUCCACACCGUCCAGCCCAACCCCUUCCCCAAAGAUUUGCUGGUGAAAUUAUUGGAGGAAAAUGGCAAUAUAUACAAUGAUGACAAGACCAUUAAAGAGGUCCUUCUCUAUGAAGUUGGUUUCCUAGUGUGUGCUGCUAUAGGGAUCGUGUACAUUAUCCUGAUGCCCCUGGUGGGGUUCUGCCUGGCCUGCUGUCGCUGCUGUGGACACUGUGGAGGACACAUGUACCAGAAGCAGACUAAAGCUGUCCACUGUCACAGGAGAGGAUUCUUCUGGGCUACGUUACUCACCACGCUAGUCAUACUUUCAGGGAACAUCUGCAUGUUCUUCAGCAACCAGUUUCUGAAAGGGAGUGUCGAGGACAGCUCUGUAGAACUCAACAAUACACUUGACAACCUCCAAACCUACCUCACUGCUGUCCCACAGCAAAUUGAUAGUGUGCUGAUAGGGAGCAAUGAGACAGUGGAUGAAGUCACCAGAAGCCUCAAUAAUAUAGGUAAUCUGCUGGGCAAGGAGAUCCAGAGAAGGCUAGAGGGCCCCCUAAAACCUUCCCUGCAGUCUGUCAGAGAUAUAGCCAAUGUGGUGAACAGUACCAGUGUCCUGCUGGUGAGGUUAGACUCUACUCUAACCCAGGUCCGGUCUGAUGUAUCUGUGGUCCAGGCUAAUAUUAGCUCUGUCAGAGACCGCAUCAACAGCACACUUAGAAACCCUAACUGUACUGCAUGCUCGGCCUAUCAGUCAGAGCUACAGAAACUAACAUUUGCCACCACUAUCGCUGUCCCCAGUCUGAGUGAGCUGCAGUCGGCCGUUAAUAACGUCACCGAGGCUGAUCUAAACUCUAAAGUGAAAGCGGGAGAAGACUUCUUUGCCAGUAUUCCCCAAAAAGUGACCAACGACACCAAGGACGUGGUACAGAAUGUGAAGCAGCAGCUUGAAGACAUCAAGAGACAAAUCUCUGAGGUGAAGGGAAACAUCCCUGUCUCUGCCCUCAGAAACAUCUCAGACACACUGGGAGAGGCUCAGAGAUACAUCGGCAUGUACUCACAACAGUCAGAGAGGGUAGAGAUGAUCAGGUGGGGUGUGUGUAUUAUCCUGAGCUGUUCAGUUCUCCUGGUUGUAGUGUGUAACCUCCUGGGUCUGUUUUUGGGCCCGGUUGGACUAAGCCCAAAGGACGAGCCAACAGAACGAUCCAGCACCGCAGACUGUGGAGGAACCUUCCUCAUGGCGGGUGCAGGGCUAAGUUUCCUGUUUUCCUGGCUCUUCAUGCUGGUGGUGUUAGUACUGUUUAUACUGGGAGGAAAUGUCUACACACUCAUCUGCCAGCCCUGGCGCAGUGGACAGCUCCUACAGUUUGCUGACACUCCAGGCCUGAUACAUGGCUUCAAUUUAGGAAAGACACUGGGCCUGAAGAGCAACCUGACACUCACUGAAGUAUACAAUGAUUGUGAAAAGAACAGGCCUCUAUGGACAACACUCCAUCUGUAUGAUCUCAUAGACCUCAAUGCUUUGCUCAACGUGUCCAAAUACACAGAAGAGAUUCAGCAGCACUUUAACAGGAAUGAGAUCAAACUGUCGACCGUCACCCUGCUCACCCGCGACAUACGCAAUCAGCUACACAGCUUCUCUGACAAGGCCCAUGAUGUCGACUUCAGCUCUGUCACACAGCAGAUCAACAAUAUUUCCAGCAUUGAUCUGAAUGAAACAGCAGACAGGCUAGACCAACUGGCUGCUGCUCAAACUGGUGUUAAAUUAGAGCUGACACGGGAGGCUACAGACCUGAGAGAGAUCCAGUUCUACAUUAACACUGCCAUCAUCCCACAACUGACUCAUUUGAACUCCACCAUAGACGCCCUCGGUGUCAUAGCGUCACAUAUCGAUCGCACAGUCGGAGAUGUGUUGAGGGAAGUGGGAACAGCUCAAGACUUCCUCAACACUAACACUUCACAGAUUGUCAAGGCCGAGAGUAGGGGGUUCCUAGACUGUCAGAUGGGGUACUUCACGGCGUAUGCUGACUGGGCUAAUUUCACGAUCACUCAGCAGGUUGGUCUCUGUGGCCCAGUGGCUGAAGCUAUGGACUCAGCUGAGGUUAUAGUCUGCUCAAACAUGGUGCAAUCUCUGAAUGCAUUCUGGUUCAGCCUGGGCUGGUGUACGAUCUUCCUGGUCCCCAGCAUCGUCUUCUCCAUCAAACUGGCCAAGUUCUACAGGAGGAUGAAGCACAGUGAUAACUACGACAACCACAUAGCCAUGAGCAUCAUCCCCCGAGCCCAAGUCCAACCCUACUGAGCUGAGGGAAAGAGGACUGGCCAGGACUGUUACUGCUCUCAGGGACUAUAACCAUGACUGUCACAACUCCCUGACAAGAGGAUCAUGGAACAUUUCAAACAGAACUCUGUCGCCUAAAUAAGAACUUUGUUCUUAACGGACUUGCCUAGUUAAAUAAAGGUUAAAUAAAUCAAAUUAAAAUAAACCUUCAUUGAAAUCAAAUGAUUGUCACUACCAGGACUCUGGCACCCCUACCUAAAACUACUACAUGGAACAUUCUGAACAGGACUAAAGCCAGUCGCAUGGUGUAUUUCAAUAAGGAAGUGCUACUCUCCCUCAGUGAUGGACUGAAACGCAGGAGCGAUCUCGCACUCACUCGAUGGACAGAACUGUUUUCUGUAGACGGCAUAUGCGCCACACAUGCACCUCAUGUUUCCAUGCUGUGUGUCAGGAAUUAAAGGCCACAUUCUCAAUGUCUGCAGUACACACACACACACACACACACAGAGAGUUCCUCUCAGGAGUGUUGCAGGAUAAAAAUGCAAUCUACCUAACCUCAACAUUUCCCAUGUGGUUCAUGAUAUCUAAUGGAUUGACUGUAUGUAUAUUGUAUGUUUUCAACCAAUAUUUUGGUUUGAAUGUACCAUAAAGAACAUCACUGGCAUUUUUUUUUAUAUUUGAAAGGAUUUUGUUAUGGGAAAUGGGACAAACCCUGCUAGUACCACCCUGAAUAAUGAUAUAUUUGAUAUAAUGAUAAAGUAUAUAUGAAAUCAAAUAGGGUAGGUAUUCAAUAUAAUGUUUAUGAUCAUUUCAUUGUGAGUUGGUUUUUUGUCUUAAUUUUUAACAAUUAAUUAUACUGACUGAAAUAUGUGAUUCCGCUAUGAUAACAUGGUGUGCCAAAUAAUGAGUAGGAUGUUUGUAUGUUACAAAGCACUUUAUUAGGUCUGUUUUCUAUAUAUAUAUUUUAGCAUUGUGCAAAUUACUUUAAUUAAAGAUUUGCUACUGAUAGA
Messenger RNA from Oncorhynchus mykiss (rainbow trout), 3845 nucleotides. Its product is annotated as prominin-1-A. The record is from RefSeq and is a predicted model, not a curated record. Lineage: Eukaryota; Metazoa; Chordata; Actinopteri; Salmoniformes; Salmonidae. Gene Ontology annotation, cellular component: apical plasma membrane; prominosome; cell surface. Gene Ontology annotation, molecular function: cholesterol binding.